This is a messenger RNA of Protopterus annectens (West African lungfish), 4868 nucleotides long. It is a transcript of the gene IL11, whose product is annotated as interleukin 11. The record is from RefSeq and is a predicted model, not a curated record. Gene Ontology annotation, biological process: positive regulation of cell population proliferation; positive regulation of MAPK cascade. The transcript has 5 exons. The coding region runs from base 91 to 696 and encodes 201 amino acids. Gene Ontology annotation, cellular component: cytoplasm. Gene Ontology annotation, molecular function: cytokine activity; growth factor activity. Lineage: Eukaryota; Metazoa; Chordata; Ceratodontiformes; Protopteridae.
GGCUUCACUGCAGUAAAGUAACAAGUAAUAAUAUAAUAAAAAGGAAAAAAAAGGGCAAAAUAUACAGUCUAACAGGAAGAACAGGAAACAAUGGUAUUUGUGUUGUGUGAAAUGAAAAGAAAUUAUCAUAUGCUGGGCCUUUUAAUGAGUUUGAUCACACAACUGUCGUCUGGCCCGGUCCAUCAGAAACCAAAGCAAUAUGAUUUCCGAGUUGAGCUACAGAAGAUGAUUAAAUAUGCCACGCACCUACUAGCAGACACAAAGUUGCUCUACAAUGACUUUAAAAACAAAUAUCCAGCAGAAGGUGAACAUAAGCUGGACACACUACCUGUCCUUUCUGGGAGUGCAGCCGAUAUAACAACAUUAGAGGUUACAAGUGGUCUUCAAAAACUGAGGUCAGACCUUCAUUCCUACAAGAAUCAUUUGGAUUGGUUAAAGAAAGCUGCACAUAUUGUGAAGUCACCUUUGAGUAAUGGCUUUCAUCUAAUUCAUAUUCGAACUGAGACCCUUGCCAACAACAUGGAAAACAUGAUGACAAAACUAAAAAUACCUUAUAACAGCACAGAUGUGCCUCACCUACCACCUCACUCCACUCACUGGGCUGCUGUACAGGCAGGGCAUGCCAUUUUUCAUGACUUCAUACUAUUCUUGGACUGGACUGUACGAGCACUUAUGGUUCUUAGGAACAAGUUAUGACCUAAAUCAAGAAACCUUUUGGUUCCACUGCUCACCACAGCAAACGCCUUUCUCCUUUUCAUCCAUUGUGGACCAAGAACUGGAAGUUAUCAUCCUUUCAGGCAGAUAUUUGGAGGAUACCUGGAGAUAUUAGAGCGUCAAGGAUGUAGCGUUUUUUUUUUUUUUUUUAUUUAAAACAUCUGACUAUUUAUAUAAAUAUUAUUUUAUUAGUUCUGUUUUAAUUUUCCACAAGACAUCUUGACAGCAUUAUGAUUAGUAGUUUUUCUUUUUUUUUUUAAUUGUUGUUAGUGUUUUUAAAGGGGUGCCAUUUGACCCUGGAAUUGCCAAGAUAUUCAGAACAGCUCUUCCAAAUUGCUGUAGACAGCAUCACUUAUAAUGUCAAAAUCUUUCUUUUUACAUGUUUACUGGAGAUGAACAGCCUCAGACCUGUCUCUGCGUUACUGUUACAUAAAUCUACAUAAAACAUUCCAUGUUUAGUUAUGGCACUGUGAGAAAAAAGACACAGGUGAGCAACAAAAAAGGGCAGAAGUCAAAAAGCACUGCAGAGAGACUUGUUUGAAUCUAUGCAAUUCGUGUAAAUUAUGAAAUAUCUUUGAGCAUUCCGAAGUGUGGCAUCUGGUCAGAAGAUGAAGAAGCAGAAAUUGGCUCAAGGAUUACUCCAUGAAUUAUUAAUACAGUGCAUUUGCAGAAGAUCCAUAUGAAGCUGCAUGAGUAGAUGAAACGUGACCAUCUUUAAAUAUUUUCCUUAACUAGGGUCAUUUGUUUGUUUGUUUUUUGUUUUUUUUUUCAUUCUGGCCAUCCCUUGUCAUGAGUGAAGAUAUUGCCUAUGCAAUAAAAAAGUGCCUAAUAUAAUGACUGUUCCUGAAUGCAGAAUUAAGGAACCAGCAUCUGACAACAAUUUUAGACUGUUGUACUUUGGAAAAUCAGUAUUCUGUUUGCAAGUUUGCAGUACUGGACCUUAAUAUAUAGCUCUUGUAUAGUCUCUGAAAGAGUUUGGUAUAAAUGCUUGACUGAAAUAGCAGUUCCAAAGCAUAGUAGCCAUACAGCUACACUUUAAAUGUCUCAAUAAUGCUAAUCAUGCACAUCGGAGUUCUUCCAUCAUUAAUUUAUUUAACGUUGCUUUAUGACCCAAAGGUAUACAUUUGUCUGGAGGCUUCCUGGAACUUUCAUAUAGAUAAGUAUAGAGCUGCAGUACACUGUCAGCUCGAAAACAAGAGCGAAAAGCCUGAACAAUCACCUGCUUUCUGAUUCACUUUACUAUCACACCAGUUUACUUUAAAACGAGCCACUUGGCUUUCCUUUGUGGGUGUGAGGCUUGAUGUAUACAUUCCAUUAUCUUGUGCAAUACUGGAUUUCAAGCAGCGGAUUUCAUAGGAAAUGUGGAGUGCAGAAUCGUCACUGUUAAGUAGUUGAAAAUCAUCAGUAGUACCCUUUCUAUUUUUUUUCAGUAAACAUGAUGCUCAUUAUUUCCUGUAGUAUUAGGAGUUGGAGCAUUAUGUUCUUUAAAUACUCAAGUAAUGUCUCCUAUAUGAGAACAAUUUAGUAUUCAAAACUUGUCAGUACUGUCCAAAAAAGUCAAGAGACCAAAAAGAAUCAAUUUAUCUUUUCCUUGCCUUUGCUGUGAGCACAGGAAAUGAGCAGGAUUAAAGAAGUAAUGCAAAAGAAAGCUAGUAUUCCAGAUAAAAGAAGUGUCACUUAAGCAAGGGAGUGAUGAAUGAGCAGCAUCUCAAAGUUAUGUGACAAAAUGAAAAAAAGGUUGGGAAGAGUAGCAACAUAUUUAAGACUGAUAAUAAGAUGAAGCUCUGAGCUCUCCUAUUCAUCAGACAAACUGUAAGCUCCAGCAGUAGUGCUGGGAAUAAUUUGUAAAUCUGUACAUUUCUGGCUCAUAUGCAUUUAGCUAUACCAGCUAAGCACCCAAUAGGUAGUUUGUGAAUAAAUGUAAAUGUCAGUGCAUAAGAGUAAUGUCAUAUGUCUAGGGAGUGGCUAGACCACUUUCAGCUGCUACUUUCACAUGAAAAACAGAUUCCAGGUAGAACAGCUUUCCUCUGAGCUAAACAACACCCUUACUGAUAUGGCCUUAUCCUCACUUCAAGUCCACUGAGUUGAUUUGCACAGUGAGUUAGGGAUAUCAUGUAGUGCAGAUGCCAUUUAAAAGUGAGAGGACUAUAGCUGCAAUCAUUGGAAUUGCAAAAUUAAAACGUGCAAAUGACAGAAUAUAUGCAAAGUCUCAGUCAGAAUUCUUUGAGGUGCACAAAUCUUGAAAUUAGUGGUAACGUGAAGGGCACAAAAGAAAAGUUUAAAAGGUAUAAAGGCAAGUUUUGCAAUAUGUUGUUUUUUUCCCAUUUCAAUUGUAAUUUAUUUGUGGAAGUGUUGAGAGCAACACUAGUAUGUCUUACACUUCUGAUAGGGGACCCUGACAUACUAAUUGCUGUUGCAAAAAGAGUAAUUAGAUAGUCAUAACCAAUUCCCCUUCAGUAAUGUCUAGUGUUUUAAGCAGAUGCGCAAACUUGCAGGUACAUAGCUGUAAAACUAUCAAACUAAAAAUAGCUAUCAGAGAUUGAAUAACCAUACCUAAGAAACAGACAUAAUCUUUGGCUAAUCUUUACUUCAGACUUAUAAUAUCCUCAAUAUAAUUUGCUAAGUGUUUAUGAUUUAUUUUUUUUUCUGAAACUGUUUUACAUGAGACUAAAGCCAGAAAAAUCAAAUUAUAUUCCACAGUACUGCAAACAUUAUCACUGGAGUAAAAGGAAAGAGUAUAAUACAUUUUUGUGUAUAAUAGGUUAACAUUUACAUAUCUGAGUGCUGCAUCACUGGAAAUAUUAGGCAGACAAAGAAAGGCAAGAAAGUCAUUCUUUUGGAUGAGAGGUACUUGCAUGCCAUCCAGACCCUGACAGAUCACAAUAACAAGGAUAUGAAUGAAAUAAUUAUAGUAAAUAAUACUAAUAAAAAGUGAAAAGAACAUUCCAUAUGCCACAUAUAGGUUCAUAGGUGUGUACUAGGCUAACGACCACUAGGGCCCUUUUAAGCAUAGUCUUGCAUCCAAAAGUUAUAAAUCUGAACAAAUGCCUGUUGUUCUUAAUUAACUGAUGGGAUUGUUGAAAUGUGCCAUUUCUCAGACCAAAUCUUGAAAGCCAUUCCAUCUGUCUUUGUGGAGUGUGUUGCAUGUUUUAGUGAGCAUAUCACUGGAAAUUGUUACAGAUAAUGUUCUCAGUGUAUGUUACUUGUAUAAAGUAAACAGAAAUAAAGCAAGUUAAAGCCAGAUCAAAAUGUAGCCUGCCCUACAGUCAGAUGCUUACACUUUCAGUGAUGUUUUUAUUGCCCAAACCAGGUGUACUGUGGGACAAGAUGCUUUGGAUUUCCUUUUAGUCUGACAGACACAAGGGAAAUAAGAUUGCCAGUUUAAUGGCAUAAAUAUACUUACUUAUAAAUAUACACCUACUACAUAAGUUAACUAUAUCCAACACUAGUUAACUUAUUACUGAUGAAGCAUUAGGUGUGAACAUCCCUCAUUGCUGUGUCCCCUUAUAUGUUCAUUAGGCAUGUAGACAGAAUGCUUUGUCUUCUAUAUUGCAGUCGAUAUCUGUGAAAAGUGAACUCCUGUCAUAAGGGAUAAACCUUGCUUAUUCUCAGGCUGUUACUGUGUGGGUGGGUACUGCAAAGUGUAAAACACUGAUGAGAUUAAACUCAAAACUUUAUGUAUGCAUCAUUCAUAUAGUAUAUCACUCACAGUUAGCUGCAUGACCUUUUUACACUCUUAAUUAACACCAAAGUUUGGAUUCGCUUUGAUGUGUCUUUCCACGGCACCUACUACAUAAUUAAGUCGGAUGUAAAAUAGUGGCCUACCUUACAUUUUGCCAUAGUUAGUGCAGAGCUACUCAUAGGUAAAGAACUGACAGCUUUAACAUGGAAGCAUGUGAAGUCUGUGUUAGGUGGGCAUGUGUGUGAGGGGUCCCAUUGCUGUGCCUUAUUACUGCACAUUUCACUUUCAUAUUGUUUAUGUUAUAUUUUCUCUGAGGGAUGCAAUCUGUCCCUUUGGGUAGCAUCUGAAUUUGGUCUGGCUCCAUCUUCUGUUCUGAAUGUACUUAUAAAAGGAUGUCAAAUGCUGCAAAAUCCACCUGUUUUAUACUUUUUAGACAUUUGUGUUUAUUUAUUUAUAAUUUAAAACAAGUAUU